UGCUCAUCUUCAGUCUGCCACGCGGACGCCACGGUGAAGUUGAACUGCUGCGAACGAAUUGUGAAUUAUACGUGUGCGGCUGCAACCGUGACUGUGGCAUGCUCUGAUUAUGAUCAAAUAUGAAACAGGGAGGCAUUUUAACAACGCGGGAAUAAAUCCAUCAAUUUCAUGCUAAGUCCUCGCUUAUAUCUCAUCGAGUGAUAUUGAGUAAUGCAUUAAUUCAAGCAUGUGCCGCCGUUAUUCGAGACCUUUACGGGAUAAUAUAAAAAUAGCAGUGAUUACUCGGUAUAAGACUGUAACACCGUAUUAUGACUGACGCUAGAAACCCGAUAUCUUUCUCCUAAUUCCUAUUUCCUGGUGGGCAAAUAUUUAUCGCCACCUUGUAAUUAAAUUCUGUCACAGAUUCUGAAAGCACACUUACAGGCUUUGAAAAAUUAUUACAAACUCCGGUUAUCCACUCCAAAAAUAUCGGAAACAAGAUAUAAUUUAGUAAUCCCAGUUUUUCAACAUAAGGUGUAAGGCAUCUCUACUGCAAUUUUUCUAAGAAUCGGUUAAUAAAAAUUUCGAUUUAAAGAGUAUGUAAUAGUCUCUCCUCUACCGGUCAAGUUGUGGUUUUUUCUGGUGUUAGUAUUGCAUGGAAGUAACUGCUGCGAUAGUUCGUUUGACUCCGUAUUCGUUCUAAACUCCCGGAAAGUUGCUUAGAAGAAACUUAUACUUCAGGGCAUGUUAUAUCGUUCUAUUCUUACCGACCGAGACAUUUUCGGUUUUUGACAAUUAUAGUAUAAUCCAUAAUCCAGAAUAUUUUCCGAAUUCUAUAAAUAAUAAAGAUUGAAAUGAUUAUUUAUUGCAUGCAAUGCUCACACCAUAUAUGCUCAACUAAUGCAUCUGCAAUAGACGGGGAUCGUACAAUACAAAAAUGAUUUCAUAAGUAAGGGCAGAAAAGAAGUUGGAUAUGAUCCCGUUAUUUUCUUCUCCCGGUCAGAUAUGAAAUCGUUUCAAAAGUCAAGAGAAAUUAAUAGGGUUUAUGAUCGCGCUAAUGUCGUUGAUAAAAGUUUUAAAAACUGAUGCAAAAAUACAACCAGUAGCAAGUGUAUUUAUAGUGUUUCCAUUGAUUUUACGAACAUUCGUCACGCUUACACAGCGCGAUCUUAAGCCCUGUAAUUUCGCGUAGUUUUUCAGAGGUAUAGUUGGUUUAGAUAGGAAAGAGUGCGAAGUUUCUCUCUGUGCGAAGUACGAUUUCCUGAAUUUGUCGGUAAAACAGGAAGGUCCAACGUCACGUUUCUCCAUAAAAGGGUUGGCAGGCAACUAGAUAAAGCUUGCAAGCAGCAAAGAGUUAUCCCAUGUGCAGACUCAGGUUCUUCGCGCCGUUUUAAGAGCUGAAACGUAUAGCGAGGUUGCGGCGUCGCGCGUUCACUCUCGAUUUGCAAGGUGCAAUACGGUGGGAAGUGGCGAACACAGGCGCAGUGAGAGAGAGUGUGCAAGUGGCGGGGUAUACGAACACAGAUUUGGCCGGCUCAUGGCGAGGUAAGCCGCGUGCACACGCGUAUUAGUUAGGCGACGGCAAAUGAGGAGAGGAGGGAGGCAUUCGCUCGACAGUGUGUUUCUUCCGCUAUAUAGCCGCGAACACGCUUCUGCGAUCGGGGAAGCUAUUCACACAGAGGUGAAGCGACAGCCGUCCGGCUGACGACACAGCGCAACGAAUUUCAGCCAUACGGAGUCGGUGGCGAUGGAAGACUAGACCGACCACGUGUUUACUCGAAGCCGCGCUGCAGACGAGGCAGGUGUUCGUCUCUACGUUUUUGACACACACAAGGCUGCUUGUAGAAGAUUCAUUAUAAAUGUGACGAAAUCACCCGCGCUUAUUGAACCAAAUACCUAAAAUACGAAACGCGAGACCCGCGAGCUUCGGAACGUUUGAAUUUCAAAUUUUCAACCGUUAAACUUUCGCCGAUCGCUAAAAUGCCGGACAAAGUUGGACCCGCGGAACAGCAACCGCUACGAAAAACCCCGAGUUCGGAUGACGGAAUCAGGUUAAAGAAGGACCUCGGAUUGCUCGACGGUGUUGCCAUAAUCGUCGGGGUAAUCGUUGGCGCGGGUAUAUUUGUUUCACCCAAAUCGGUUCUCGAACACAGCGGAAGCGUUGGUCAAGCUUUGCUGAUAUGGAUAUCGUCUGGGUUCUUAUGCCUCAUUGGUGCAUUAUGUUAUGCAGAAUUGGGGACCAUGAUCCCAAAAUCCGGGGGUGAUUAUGCCUACAUCAGUGACGCCUUCGGACCUUUACCUGCAUUUCUCUACCUUUGGGUGGCCCUAUUUAUUCUGGUUCCAACAGGCAAUGCAAUAACCGCACUCACUUUUGCGCAGUACAUUUUGCAGCCCGUGUGGCCCGAUUGUCCAGCUCCAUAUCUGGCAGUUCGACUUCUGGCCGCCGUCAUAACAUGCUUACUGACAGCGAUAAAUUGCUACAACGUGAAAUGGGCAACUCGGAUUCAAGAUAUAUUUACCGGAACGAAGAUCUUCGCACUGCUCAUCAUAAUCGUCGCUGGAUUAGUGUGGCUUUGUAUGGGAAAUACUGAAAAUUUUCGCCAACCGAUGGCUGGAACCAACACUGAUCCGGGGCACAUCGCGUUAGCAGCUUACGCAGGAUUGUUUUCCUACUCUGGAUGGAAUUACCUAAACUUUGUCACAGAGGAGCUCAAAGAUCCAUACAAGAAUCUACCUAAGGCGAUAUGCAUAUCGUUGCCAUUGAUAACAAUAAUUUACGUCCUGGCAAACGUAGCCUAUUUCGCAGUUCUGACCCAAUCCGAAAUUCUAGUAUCGGAUGCUGUCGCGGUGAAAUUUGGGAACAAAUUGUUGGGUGUGAUGUCUUGGAUAAUGCCAUUCUUCGUAGCUUGUUCGACGUUUGGAGCCCUGAAUGGCGCCAUCUUUGCAUCCUCUCGGUUAUUUUUUGUCGGCGCACGAAACGGCCAUCUUCCAACUGCCAUUGCCCUCAUCAACGUCAACAAUUUGACACCCAUGCCGUCUCUCAUCUUUCUUUGCAUCAUAACAUUGGUUCUCCUGGUUAUCGAGAACGUUAGUUCACUGAUCACCUACGUCAGUUUUGUGGAAGCUGUAUUUACUACAUUGUCAGUGUCUGGUCUUCUUUGGCUGAGACACAAGUGCCCCGAUCUCCAUCGUCCGAUAAAGGUUUACAUUGCCUUGCCGAUUGUAUUCUUCAUGAUCUGUGUGUUUCUCGUUGUGCUGCCAUGCUAUGAAUCGCCGUGGGAGGUUGGUGUGGGAACUGUACUGAUACUAUCGGGUAUUCCGGUGUACCUGAUUUUCAUACAGUGGAAAAGAAAACCAAGAUGGCUCGUCGCGGCGUCUCAUGAACUGAACAUGACUUGUGCGAAGAUGUUCAUGUGCGUCCAUGAGAGCAAAGCCGACUGACGAAAGGAGAACUAAGGUAAUAUUUAUCGAGAAUUUUAAUUCCGGGUUCAAGGAGUAUUUGUACCUGUUCACCUAACUGAAAUACCAUCAACUAUACCGAAUCAACGAUCGGUAAUCGCGAAAGUGCAUCGCGAGCUACAAGAUUUAAUAUGUGCCUAUUAAAGAAAAAAUGGUAUUUCUGCUAGAAUUAACUUGACCAAUGAGUAUUUUCACUCAGUGUGUAACAGAGAUAUUUCUUCGAAACUGUCACUCAAACGGCAGAUUAGACAAUCAUCACAAUUGUUAUACAAAAGUCGAUGCGGAUACCAUAUUUUAUCUGACAACGAGAGUAUCAGAUUUUUGGAUUAUGAAUUCUACUCUAAUUUCUAGGUCUCUCUUCACUCCAGCUAUGAUUGAGUAUAUAAGCAGCUAACCUUUUCAGUUACAGAAGCCACUAUUGUGGCACACUGUUAUUCUUUCUUUUUCUUUUUCAUUAUAUAUUCCAAGCAAAAUCCUGAAUUUGGUUAUUAUCUGAAAACUGAAUUGCAUGACUGAAAGGGUUAAAUGACACGUGUCGUAUAUUGUGCCUUAAAUAUUAAUUUUCGUUGGCCUCUGUUGACGUUUUCAAUUAUAGAAUCUCAUAUAUUCAAGUGUUUACGGAUAGAUUAUUUUAGAACACCAGUGAAGUAACUAUGAAUUUUCGACGAUCUGAUCUAUUGUAAAUUGCUCGAACGAAGGCCCGUUAGGUGAAACUAUACGUCAGGAGCUCUAUAUUUUGGGCCAAGGAAACACUUCUACAAGUUUAAUCAGCAUCCACGAACUGACUCUUUGUAUUCCAUUGCACGGUGAAGGAAAUAACUCUGUAUACCGGGGAUAUCAGACGGCGCCUUUUGGCCCAUAAAGUGCUUUAAUAAUUUAAGUAACUGUCGAAAUUAGUGCGAAGGUUUUUGCACAUAUUAUUAUACAAAUGUGUAUUAUAUAUAAAUAGGAACCCGCACAAGCAACGGGAAAAUGCAAAAUUCUAAAUUCAUGUAUAAAUUAACUUGUUAAAUUACUGAAUGAAAACGAAAUGUUGUACAGAAAUAUAAUAUUGUUUUAAAUAAAUUUAUAGAAGACGCAACGGGAAUCGUUAUAGGAAUAAACAACGUAAACUCUACCACCUUUUACUCUUACGGUGUUUGCGUACAUUUUGCAAUAAAAUAUAUAUUACCUAUCAGUUUUUAUUGGUUUAAAAGAACGAUGUUCAAAUGAUUGAAAUAAUGAUUAUAAUAAUGAUGCAGAGCAGAAUCGUGAAUGAAUGAACAACGAUUCAACUUUCCGGUUUUCAUUCGGUCACGUAUUUACUCUGUUCGUUUCGAGACGGGUAUAAUAAUAUUUAUUUGGCACAUAUAGAACAGUGAUAUUUAGAGAAAUAUUACAUGACUAGAGAGAUUUAUAUAAACAGAGGUGCCUAAACAUUUUCUUUAACAAUUUAUGUAACGGUUAAAUACAUAUAAAAACAAGGAAAGCGUGCAAUCGUUCGAAAACAAUUGUUGCCACUUUCCAAUUAUCAAUAUUACAUAUUCGUGUGAAUGUAAUUUAUACUUAAAUAUGUUUCCGAAGUACUAUAUUCCGAAAUUUGUGUAACUGCGCUCGGGAUCCCUAAAUCCAAGAGACACGAUCGUGUGACAGUAAAUAUGGCGUUCACCUUCAUGGCCGUCGUAUUUAAUUAUAAAAAUGAUUUUUUAUCCCGAACUUUACCCUACACUAACUGCAUAUCACAAAAUGAGAAUUGGAGAGUUCGCACGAUGUCUUAUGCGCCGUAUUAUUAUUAAAUUUACCUAAAACGAUCAGCUGAUUGACACUUCCGACGCCAUAUUUCCCUAACCGUGCCCAUAUUAAGGAUCCCAAUAAUUAUCAUAGGAACGGGAACAGUUUCCUCUUGAGACGUAGUACGGAAUCGGAUUAGUAACGGAGAACAGUCUACAAUCUUGUAAAACAUGUACCUUACUGUAGAUAUGAUUUUUUAGUACAUCGAAAAUAAUCUAGCGAAGAACCAAAACGGAAAUCACAAUGAUGUGUAACUAGUAAAAUGGAUAAAGUUUUUGCCGUCUCUUCUUUGAUCCACUGUAUUGCAUAAUCUAUGAAUUAUAAUACAUACUGCAAUUUGCGUAUUCAUUAUAAUUAUGAAUUCACUUCACAUAAGCAUGUUGUAA
Molecule: messenger RNA, 5594 nt
Organism: Neodiprion virginianus
Lineage: Eukaryota; Metazoa; Arthropoda; Insecta; Hymenoptera; Diprionidae
Gene: mnd
Product: large neutral amino acids transporter small subunit 1
Exons: 8
Coding region: 1960-3420 (486 amino acids)
Biological process (GO): amino acid transmembrane transport
Cellular component (GO): membrane
Molecular function (GO): L-amino acid transmembrane transporter activity
Source: RefSeq, a predicted model, not a curated record